CUCAGCCCAGGGCAGAUUCACCUCUACCGCAGGUUCAGAGCCUGCCGCCCAGCGAGACAGACGGGGACAGGGCCCGGGCGCUGGCCGGCCCGUCGGGCUGAUAAUGCCGCGUGUGUAUUUGCCCCCCUCCCCACCUAAGGAGUCUGGCCACAGGGCCCUGCUGCUGCACUUGUGGCAUGAAUCACUGCCCCACAGCGCUGGGGGGAAACACCAGACCAAGCACACGGGGGUGUAAUUGUAAAUAUACUGGGCAGCACUGAUACAAGCACCCCUCUGAGCAAUAUCCUACAACUGUCCAGCAGUGGAACAGAGUGACUGCAUCCUGGAGCAACUUGCCAUCCUGGAAGCCAUGGAGGAAUGUCCUGAUUUAGUCCUAAGUGAUGGUCAGGAUCUGGUCCAUGAGAAAAAAAACUUCAGCAGAAAAACUAAGCUACCACCGAUCUCAUCCUGAGUCCACAAUGGGCAGGUGAAAGCAGUUUUCUGUCUGAAGACCAGCUCCUGUUCACAAUAAUUAUGGCAUCAGAGUAAAAACUGCAACACUGGAAUGCAUGGCUUUCCAGGCAAUAUGACAGAUGGGAUUUCUCAGAAGGGAUUUGAAGAGCGAAAGGUGCUGGUUUCAUGAAUGGGAAUUGGAAGAUUGUCCCGUGCAUUAGGACGGCAGAUACUGUGAUCUUGGAAUUAAUUGAAGGUGCAGAAUUUAUACUGACCUCAUGAAAUUGACCUCACAAAGGAAGUUCCAGUACACUGGAUGGGAUCUUUGUCACCGUUCCCUGGGGAAUUAGCAAAAGAAAGUGAGCCAUAAGACUACAGAGCUUGCUAGUAUCCAGGCUGGAAUUAACUCAAAGACUGCUUUAAUAAGGAGAUAUGACUAUAAAUAUGGUAUGCAUUGAAGAGCACAAUCUGGAUCAGAACUUGUUUCCAUUUGUUUACAUCAUUGUGUUUGUGAUCAGUAUUCCUGUCAAUUGUGCAUCCCUCUGUGUAUCUUGUAUACAAGUGAGGAAAAAAAACGAGUUAGCGAUAUACCUCUUCAGUUUAUCCUUAGCUGACCUCCUAUACUCUCUGACCUUGCCUCUGUGGAUUGAUUACACUUGGCGUGGAGAUAAUUGGCGAUUUGCUCCUUGGCUUUGCCAGAUUUCCGCCUUCCUUAUGUAUAUGAAUUUGUAUACUAGUGCUGCCUUCCUCACCUGCAUCUCCCUUAAUCGAUAUCUGGCAUUAGUUUACCCUCUCAGAUUUCAACACUUGCGCACAAGAAGAUUUGCCUUGCUUGUUAGUAUCUUUGUUUGGAUUUUGGAAACCAGCGUGAACUGUAUAAUUCUGGUGAAGAAAGAUACAUUUACAGAAGUUUGCAAUUCCACUAAACAUCUCCUAUGUUAUGAGAAACAUCCUUUAGAAUAUUGGCAAGCCAUAGAAAACAUCUUCCGGACCUGUUCAGGAUACAUGAUCCCUUUGGCAGUCAUGCUGUUUUGCUACCAACAAAUCUACCAAGCUGUGAAGCAUAAUCAAGCCACAGAAGACAGAGAAAAAAAGAAAAUCAAGAAGCUGCUAUUGAGCAUCACCAUUACUUUCUUCUUUUGCUUCACUCCCUACCAUGUUGUGUUGCUGGUUCGCAGCAUCACUGAGUCAGACUUUAGCCAAUCUGCCAGUGUGCUUAAUGAGACAAACAGUAGCCAAUCUGCCAGUAUGUUUAAGGCUUAUAGAAUCACACAGGCCUUAACGAGUCUCAAUUGUAUUGCUGACCCAAUACUGUACUGCUUUGUGAGCGAAACUGGGCAAAAGGAUAUCCUGAACAUGCUCAAGUGCUGCUUUGGUGUGCGGCAAUCUGAGUUACAGCAGCCAAAAGAUAUCACUAUGACUAGUAGCAUUACAAAGAAUGCUUCAGUAGUGACAAUGAAGUUAGCAACAGACCUUUAGGUGAAAAUGAACCUUUGCAAUAUGCCCCAAUACAGUGAACCGUGAAAGAAAUAUAUAAUUGAUGAAACAGGCCGAAUUCUUUCCUUAUAUUUACAUCCAAGAAACACCACUCAAACUGUAUAGUAUCAAAAUAAUAUGAAAUCAGUGGAGUUGCCUAGGUGUAACUGAGAGCAAAAUACAGCCAUUAUAUUUUAUUGCUUUGACUAUAAAGAGCAAGUGUAUGGUCUAGUGAUUUAAAGGUGGUGGAUGGGAGAUAGGAUCAGGACUGGCUUGUGAGCAAUGUGAGUGGGGGCUUCGCUCUGAGCCCCCCGUAAAGGGCAGGGCUUCAGAUGAAAGGGAUGGGACUAGGGAGCAGUCAGCUCUCAGUGCCGCCUGGAACUCUGGCAGAGAUUUAAAGGGCCCAGGCUCCAGUAGCUGCUGCCCCAUUGAUGGUACUGGUUAGGACUCAUGGGUUUUAUUACUGAAAGAUCUAACAAGGAUUCAUUGUGAGACCAGGGCAAGUCACUGAAAUCAGUGAAAUUGCACCAGCAUGGAACUGUCAUUGUCCUAACCGGUGAAAAGCAAAUGCAGAAAUCAAACAGGAAUAAAGAUUGUAGCUCAUCCUGUGCUGUGAGGCUGAUAAUUUAACUAAGUGGCCCCCACAAAAUUGGCCCUUUUGUCUUAUUCUAUACACCUUCAACCAGGCAUGCAUGCUCUCACAAAGAAAAAGUCAGAAACAUUAGAAAUCUAUUUGCCUUCCAAUUUUAAUAUACAUAUGAAGAUUGUGGGGAAGGGAUCCUAUCAUGGGAUUUUUUUAAAUACCUGGUCUUUUGAUACAAACCAUAUUUCAAAGGCAAAAAGCUUAUGAAUUCCAGGGAUAAAUCUUACAAUUAUGACUGGAAUUAUACUGCCAUAGCCAGACAGAGUAUCACUGUACAGGGAACUCAUUCUUGCCAACCUUCUAAUGUGAUGGUGUAAUUUUAACAAGGUUUCUAGGAGCCCCCAAUGUCUUCAGCAACCUUUUAAACUGAUGUAAAUUUACACAGGCUUGCCAAAAACCAAACUUGUCUGCUUUCACUUUUGUUAAUAUAUCUGCUCUCCCCUUUUGAGAUGGUUUUAUUAUAAUUGGAAGAUUCAGCUUCAGAUUCUUAAAAGUUAAUUAUUCUUGAAACACACGUAGAACUCACCUUGGUGCAACUCUGUUGGAAUUAUUCCUUCCUUACAGUGUGGUUCAGUGUCUCCAGGACACAAAGAGGCACAGAAAUAGAGACAUAGCACAAGAAAAGCUUCAACUGCUAAUCCUCAUGCUAUUCUUCUCUUGGGGUUAAAAUAAUACAGGGCCAGACUAUGCUCGUGGUUAUAAUGUAGUAAAGCCAGUGUAACUGGGUUUACACCAGUUCACUGAGAAUCGAUAUUUGUCCACAAUACAGACUUCAGUGUUGGCAGUCUGGACAAAAAAAAGUAAAAAAAAACCCUUUAAAAAAACUAUACAAAAACCUGAAUCUAGCAGUAACCUGUGGAACAGGUACUAACUAUGGACUUGGCUCCAUGUUGUGCUGAGAGCCUCCUGUGACAUCUACCUGAAGGUGAUAUUUUUUAGAUCUCAGAAAACAGGAGAUAUUGUAUUAAAAAAAAUCACCCCAAAACCAAUAACUUCACUUUUUGACUGACAAUUUUUAAUCAUUUGGUUUUGCAGCAACAUCAACAACAACAGAGAGAAAAAAAUUGCACAGAAAGCAAUGUCAGCUCCAAACUAAACAAAUACAAUUUUUUCAGUCUUCUCUCAUGUUUUCUAGAUCUUUACUACUUUUUGUUGCUUUUCUCUGGACUUUCUCCAAUUUGUCCACAUCUUUCCUGAAAUUUGAUUGAUCAAUCAAUAGAUCGAUAGAUCAGUAGAUAGAUAGAUAGGGACUUGGGCCCCAAAAAGCUGUCUGGGGGUGGGUCUUCAUCUUAGCAUCUGUUCCACAAUUUCUUUUUGCAUUUCAAUUUGAUUCUUCCACCAUAACUUUCUUUUAACUUUUUAAGUUGUGGGUAUGAUUUUACAAUUGAUAAGAAAAGGACAGUAUAGUGCAGGAAGCAGCACUGUCCAUUGCUUCAUCAAAGUGCUCAGAGCUGGCAUGGGAACAUGAUGGGUUUCAUAAGUGAACAAGAAAUUUCAUCACCCUGCAAGAAUUAAAAAACCUCCACUGUAUUUGCAAUGAUGUGCAUAGUUUUGAACAAAUAUCAGCGGCUGACUUCUGAAAAGAUCAGCUAUAGUAUUAAAACAGUAUUAAUAGUAUUAAGAAGUACUGUUCUUUUGUUACUGUCCAGCUUUAUAAGUUGCUAUCUGAAAGAGAACAGCCUUGCUGCAAUGCCUUAGCCUGUAAACAAAUUUCAGUGCAUAUUGGAAAAGGUUAGAAAAGGGAAAGCCACUGUAACACUCAUUUGGCAGCAAGGCAGCACCAUGUUGGUUGCAGCAUGGAGUAGUAUUCCAGUGGGAUUCGGUUCUGGUUUUAGCCUUCCUGUCUCUCACUUGGAAAGUCACCAAAGCCCUAAUCCAGCGCCGAGUUCUGCACAGGUGAAUCUCUGCAUUCACAUGGAGUCCCACUGACUUCACCAUGGUGCUUCCCAAGGGCAGGUGGCCUGCCCCUGUAGGUCUCAGUGCAAGAUCUCCAUGCCUCUGUUUGCUCAUCUGUAAAAUGCUGGAAAUGAGUCUCCCCAUGCUUUUUCAAAGUGCUUUGCAAUGGACAGCACAUUAUAAUCAUUCUGUUGUUGUAAAUGUAAUUCUUGUGUUAUAUUUUUUAAAGGGUGGGGAAACAAAACAACGUCAGCCUAAACUUAGCCAAAUUUAGCUUUGGAAUAAAUAGACACAUCUAUUCAAUGGAGUUAGAGCCAAACUCCUUACAACAGGGUUGCUAACGGGAGGGACAAAAGGGGCAGUUGCCCCAGGGUCUACUGAUUUAAAAAAGUCAGGGGUUCUGUGCUGUCACCACUGCUACUGCAACAGCAGCAUCCAGAGCUCUGGGCCAUUUAAAAUCAUCACCAGAGUCCCAUGCAGUGCUGUCCACCUGGCAAUGAGGGCUGGCUGCCCUUAGCCUUGCCCCUUCUUCCCAAGGCCCCACCCCUACAGGGCCUGGAGCAGAGCUCCUGCUCACAUUGUAUAGAGCCCAGCAAAGUCUGUCCUCAGCCCUGCUUUACAAUAAGCCUGAAUUGACCCUUAGCUUUUACAAGCCUUUAAUUUCCCCCAAAGCGCAGCCUAAGGGCUUUAUCCAGUGCUACUUGCAUAGUCACGAGUAUAUGUUUUUACAGAAUGACCUCCAAAAUUGAUUAAAUUUUCCAAGUUCUUUUGGAGCUAUUUGGAAAUAAAGAAAAGAUGCAACUGUGCUUAAAGUAGGCAUAGGUUUUUGGGGAUUUUUAAGGGAGCCCGCAGAACUCAGGAAUCCAAUUGCCACUGAAUUUCAAUAGGAUUUGGGUGCCUAAUUCCCUUAGGAACCUGCUUUGUUGACAGUCACAGUGUCUUUUCCUAAGACUGACUUCCAGCUCCAAAGGCGCUUUGGAAGGUGAAGAAUGCAAUGUGUUAUACCUAAACAUCAUUGAUGUAUUUGUCUAAUAGUAUUACAAGCUAAAAAAAUGUAUCGGGAGAGAAAAUGCAUUUUUCUACUUUAUUCAAUGUCUCUAAGUUUGUUCACCUUAGAUAUGGCAAGUUGGCCUGGGGAGCUUUCACAUGGCAAUCUAGGGGUGGGUAAUGUUGUUUAUAUUUACAUAAGAUUAAAUGCCAAUAUAGAAACAACUAAGAGAAAAAUCCUCCCCCAGGACACACACACUGCAUACUUCGUACCCAUUCCACAGAUUUUUCUUCUUCUAACCACCUGUAUGGGGGCCACUCUACCAGUUCUUCUCUUUUCCAUUCUGUCUCAAAGCAGUUUCUCAGAAAUUCUGCGCCUAGUCGAGUCCUUGUGUAUAACAUCCAUCCAUCUAGUUUUGGGUCUUCCAGAUUUCUCUUACCCUUCACUUCUAAGUUCAACACCUGUUUCCUAUAUAUUGUUCUGAUCAUCUUUUCAGAUAACCAAACCAUCUAAUACUGAGAGAAUUCAGGCUUUCUGUAAUUGCUAUCACCUUCAUGCUUCCCUUCAUUCAUUCAUUCCAAACAUGGUCCAUCCUUAACUCCAAGCAUUCAUGUUAACUAUACUUACCCAGACUGCAGACUGCUAUUGCACAUUCUUCAUUAGGCUGCUGAUGGCAGUGAAUUCACAGAAUAAGUGCAAAUCCAAGUGGAUAAUUUUAUCUUAAGCAGGGAAAUUCCUCCUAAUAGACAAAAGGCCCAUAAAAUUACAAGGCAGAACAAUGAAGUGGGCUGAAUACAGGGUAAAGAAUGAGCAAUGUAUGAAUUCUAAUCUCAGUUAUUUUAGAGAGACUUGGACAUAGCUUUGGCGCAUGUGACAUUGAUAAUACAUGGUCUCAGAUAAGUCACUGAACUGAACUUUUCUUCAUCUCGGUUUCCCAAGCUUCUGCCUAAGACAGGGCUGGCCUUACCAUGAGGCGAACUGAGGCAGCCCCCUCAGGUGCCAG
Pelodiscus sinensis (Chinese soft-shelled turtle) is the source of this 6438-nucleotide messenger RNA. It is a transcript of the gene GPR65, whose product is annotated as G protein-coupled receptor 65. The record is from RefSeq and is a predicted model, not a curated record. Gene Ontology annotation, biological process: G protein-coupled receptor signaling pathway. Gene Ontology annotation, cellular component: membrane. Gene Ontology annotation, molecular function: G protein-coupled receptor activity. Lineage: Eukaryota; Metazoa; Chordata; Testudines; Trionychidae.